ACUCUGUCAUAACUUAUGUCAACAGCAGCAUCAAAAUACAUGAAAGAUAAGUCCAGAUUUUUCUUAUGCACUUAUCUCACAAGUGCAUAAGGACUUGUGAGAAGUAGAACAUAGUGAAGUAAUUUUUAAAACAUUUAUAGAAUUUAUAUGCAGAAUUUUAGAAAUGUUUGAAUGUCACAGGAAAUUUGAGAAAGUUAAAGAAUUGAUGAUUAGAAGUGGAGUGUAGGGAAGGAAACUGAAAUAGAAUGAAAUUGUAAGGAAAGUAAAGAUACAUACUGAAUGACUGUUUAAAUAAGAAACACCAUGGGACAUAGAGUAAACGCCUGAGAAAGUAGUAUAAAGCGAGAGGUCAUGGGAUGCAGGGAGUAAGGUGGGGUUGUUGAGAGAGAAAUAUAUAGAAGGGAGGAGACUUAUAAAAUGAAAAUAGGUCUUUAUAUGAUUGAAUGUAGGAUUAAAUGACAAAGCUAAAAUAAGUCAUAAAUAUUAACAAGUGUGUUCAGUUGGAUGGAAUAGAGAAGUAAAAAGUGAAGAGAAACGACGGAAGAAAGCUAAGUUAACAUAUGAGAAAAGUAAAAGGAAGUAUAUGAAACAAUAAAGCGGAGAAUGGAAAGUGAACGAAAACUCUAAUCUCGGAUAAUGUGAAGAAAAAAUAGUAUGAAAAUAAUUUUUAAAACAUGAGAAUAAAUAUGUGAGCGGAAAAUGAAAAUAGAAGAGAGAAAGAAAGUAAAUAGCAUGUGGUUGGAUUUUCACACUACUUAACGAGGGAUUUGACAGUCAAGCUGAGAUAUAGCGGAAAGGAGACAUGAUUGUGUGGAUAUGCUUCAUAAUUUGUUGACCAAUCAUCACAGAAGAUGAUGGUCUUCGUUGUAGUCCAUGUUGGGUUGUUGGUGCACUCGAAGGUGGUCGAAGAGUCCAUUUCGGACCAUGAAGCAUCUUCUACAAGUUGGCAGGAAGAAACAACUGGGUAAUCCAGAUUUGUCGGACUUAAUAAACCAGUUCUGGAGGUUUUUUGCUGGUUCUGUGGAUGGAAACAGCUUCUUUCAGGGUAGGAACAAGACAAUUUACUCACUUCCUCCUUCCUGAGAUGUAUCAGUCUUUAUGGAUGUAUAAGAAAAUAAGUGCUUCGACGAACACUUUAACCCAAGGAGAGACUCCCGAAUUGAUGGCAACAUCGAUCUUAAUAUCAGGUAAACAGAUUUCAGCCAACAGAUUCCUGAAAUAACCGAAGAUGGCCUUUAAAAUACCAUUGAAAAUAUGCUCUUUUGUUUUUGCUCUGUUUAUGGUCUACUAUAUCAGUUGGAUUUACAACAUGGACAUAAAAAAAUAUAGAAUAAAUAUCUUCACUCGUGACCAAAUAGACAAUGAAAAAAAGCUCUUAAUUUUAACGACAUCGUGGAAAAGUUCAAUCGAAAAGCAGAAAGUUCACAAAAAUACUGGGCAACUCUGGUCUCUAUGGCCAGGGUUAGUGCAACCUGUUGCCUAUAUGGAAGAUUCUGAGAUAUUCCGAAUAAACGAAAAAUACAGAGAAAACAUGGAAAUGUUAAUACAACACGGCUGGUUCAUUAAACCCAUUCCAAAAGUUGCCUGUGGAAAAGUACCAGUGUUGAAAUCAAUGAUACUUGAUGUAAUAAAAAUUUUCAAAAACUCUGAUUUUUACGGCUUUGCUAAUAGUGAUAUUAUUUUCAAUCAAGGCCUUACGAAAACUCUUGAAUCGGUCAAUAAAACAGGAGUUAAGAACGGCCCUUUAUUAAUAAUAGGACGAAGGACAAAUGUAAAUUUUACAGACGGUCGAACAAUUGACAGGCUCGAAAAUGUGGCUGAAGUCGCUAAAUCUGGUUCUUUGAUGAAAGGCAUUGCAUUAGACUAUUUCCUAACAAAUCGCCACUUUCCCUGGCAUUUGUUACCAGAUCUAGUUGUAGGACGUAUCCAUUAUGAUAACUGGUUAGUAUAUUUUGCCAUUACACUAAACAUUACUGUUAUUGAUGCCACUAAUACAGUAAUUGCAGUACACCAAACAACAGCGGAUGGAAAUGAAGCUGGAAGAAAGCAUAAUAAUGCCUAUUGUAACCAAAAAGUAAUUGCGAAAAUAGGGAAACCUUUCAAAACACGAUGGGGUUAUACAACAUGCGUUCCCUUCUACACGAAAUGGAAUUCUGAAUCAAACCAAGUUGAAAUUGCGAAAAGAAAUAUUUGGAAACAUUGCCACCCAUAUGGAUGAUAUGGUUAAAAUAGUUUAUAAUUAAUAUUUUAAUUGUUACUCUAUUCAAAGUUGCAAUUGAUUUUAUGUACCAUAAAUCUUUGCCAUCUGUCGUUGUGUAUUCAUUCGGGAUAGAUAAAAUAUGAAAUUGUAAGUUUGUGAAGGUCUUUUGAUCAACAAUAUUCCCGCCAGACGAAACAUCAUUGAAUAUAAAGAGAAAAUGUAAAGUCUAUUUCAUUAGCUGUAAAUGUAAAAUUUAUUUCUUCAUGACUAGUACUACCCGAUUAUUAUCCGAAGAGUUUAUCGAACCCAGAAGGAUGAAGCACAAGCCUGACUUUGACGGAAUUGGAUGCGUUAAAACCUGGCUAACAUAAUGUUAAUUGAGGAACAUAAGAAUCUGUAAAUGCUAAAUCUAUCGGAUGAUUUAUACAAACUGUGAAUCCGAGUUUAUCAGUAGAUUGGUUGGUGCCUUAAUCGCAGAGCAAUCAAAUAAAAAAUUAAGAUUAUAUUGUUACAUAAUAUUAUUCAGGGUUACAAUCAUUAAUCUAGUCUCUACUACUGUACCUAGUUUAACUCAAUUUAAUCUUAUUUAAUCUAAUUCAGAGUAACCGUAAGAAACCUAAUAUUUCUUCAAUGGGUUUUAGAGGUGGGUACUUAGCAUAUGAUUUUUACAUAGAUUUAUUAUGCAUCCUGUAGAACUUCUCCUGCUCUUUCUCUUUGUAGUUACUUUCAAAUAUUUUCUGUCUUAACUCAUAUAAAUACCCCUCUUUCGUAAAUUAGAGUAGUGAAAAUAUAUAGUAGUAAUUCCCUUUUCUCUAUGUCCAUUGGUUCGGAGAAUAUUUUUAUGCUUUCUGACAUAUCAACUUCUCAGGACUGUGAAUUUAGCAACUACAAAAAUCAAAGAAGGUAAUUUAAUAUGACAAAUUUCUAAAAUCUUCAUCUACUGAAUUAUCUGGAGAAGUAAUUCUGUCUCUUUAAAACUCUAAGACUAAGCAACCCACAUAACAACAUGAUCUUCAUUUUUGUCUAAUUGCUAUUUAAACAUGUACACAUUUAUAUACGCGAAAAUGAAGUACAAGUUCAUAUAUAUGCAAUAAACACACGCACACAUAAAUGUAUAAUUCAUACAUACAUGCAUACAUACAAACGUACUAUAUACGUACUUGUGUACAUUUGUGCAUGCAUACAUACAUAUCUGUUUGCUACAUCAAAAGUUGAUAGAUUGUUGUGAAUUUCGCUCCGGGCUGUACAAAUCUCAAAGUAAAUUGUCAAAUUUUGAUAUAAUAAACAGUUGUGUCAUCUCUC
This is a messenger RNA of Octopus bimaculoides (California two-spot octopus), 3502 nucleotides long. RefSeq lists its product as uncharacterized. The record is from RefSeq and is a predicted model, not a curated record. Lineage: Eukaryota; Metazoa; Mollusca; Cephalopoda; Octopoda; Octopodidae.